Solenopsis invicta (red fire ant) is the source of this 10438-nucleotide messenger RNA. Its product is annotated as POU domain, class 3, transcription factor 3. The transcript has a single exon. The record is from RefSeq and is a predicted model, not a curated record. NCBI's taxonomy places the organism in Eukaryota, Metazoa, Arthropoda, Insecta, Hymenoptera, Formicidae. Bases 21 to 632 code for a protein of 203 amino acids.
ACGGCGAAACGGCGCGCCAGAUGCGCCGCCCGGGAACGCUGCCCGUCGCGAACAACGCGUCCGGUCACCGCGGAGGAGGAGGAGGAGGAGGGGGUAGUGGUGGUAGCGGAGCGGGAGGAGGGGUCAGAGGCGUUGUGGACGAUGGCACAGCAUCGCUGAGCGCAGCGCCGAUCGACGGGGUCACGUCCAGCGGCGCGAGAUCUCAUUACUCCAGUCACUCCUUGCGCCGUACACCGCAUUCGCAACCGCAGCUUUCCACCAGAGAGCCGGACUCGGAUCGGAUACGAACUCUGGAGUCCGGGCUUCAGAACGGAGUUCCGGUCGGUGGCCGCCAUCAGCCGUCGCCACCGCCGCUGCCCUCCAGGCAUCAGCCCAACUGCGGCCAGUCCUCGUACCCCACUCUGCCAGUCAACGGCCACGCCGCUCAUCACUACCAUCACCACACGAGAGAGCGCGAGAAAGACAGGUCGUCCGCUCGCGAGAGAAAUCGUGAGCGAGACAGCGGUCCGCCGCCGCCUCCGCCACCGCCACCGGUAACGUCGCACCGAUCCGAUAAGCACAGGGAGGCCCAGCUGGAGAUGGAGUUGCGCGACAGUCUCGACAUGGGCGUGAUCGGCACGUACCGAGCGUAGACGAUUAAUCGGACACCUCACGUUGUAAAUCGAGAAAACGGAAGACGGGAUCUGUAAUCCAAAAAUAGACGCGAUCACCGUGGACUCCUCCGCGUUGUUUCACAUAGUACGGCAAAAUUCGCAAUUGACAAUUUGAAAAGAUGACGAAGGAGACCAACGGAGACCAAUCAGAAAAAAAGUUCCUCUCGUCGCGCAACACACAAAAAAAGGAUGCAAACUAGUAAAACGCGCAGGAAGAAGACUGAUGCUGAUGAAAAAUAUCAAGAAGCGAGACCAAAAAGAUCACAUUAAAAGUGUGAUCGCCAUAUCGCCAUGAUAUACAAUCUAUUGGACUUCUAUUCGUAUACGAAAUAUUAGUACCAUCGUGGAUCGGCCAAACGCGAAUCAGUGAUACUGCGAUUAGUCGAAAGCCAACGAUCAGUGCUAUAAAAAAAGACAUCUGUUAGUUGAUAUUUUUAUUUCUUAAGUUUUCAACGGGAAAGAACAGAAGCUGAACUUUUAGAUGCAGCAUCUAAUCGCCCUCACGACACACGUCGUCGGAGAAAAAUUACAUUAAAUAUUUAUUUGAAAUCUGUAAGAUGUUUAUUAUGUAAUUUGAAUAACGCAAAGUCUAAAUUUGGGUAGUUCUUUGUGAGUUAUGCUUUUAAAACAUUUUUCGAAAUUUUUAUUCGUCCAACUUUUCAAAAUCGUGUUGGUCUUUUUUUGACUUGUAAUGACGCAUCAAACAAACAAACAAACAAACAAAAAACCAAUAGGCUCCCUAUCAAAAGAUGCGGAUAAACUUAGCGUUUAGUAUAUCUGUAAAAGAUGCCGCAUCUUUUUCGGAACGAGAUGGCAUUCCGAAAAUUAUACACCUCGUCUAUAACCCUAAGCGAUCCUUAAUAAGCCCAUCUUCCCGCGCGACUGCUCGAAGAUUAAUACCCUCACUACGUCACCGUGGGGAGUCGUCGUCUCAGAAUCCCGGAGAAAAGAAGACCCAACGGACACGGAAUGACUUUCGCCAGGAUUUUUAUCACGUCUGUCUUAUCACUGAUGACCGCAAGAUCAGCACUGUCGAGGAUGAGUGAUGCCAAACGGAAAUCCCUGGCGGGUAGAUAACCCGUGGGAAGACAGGGUCGGUCUACGAUCUCCUCCCUCCCUCCCUCUUCUUUCCCGGAAACGACGGACCAUCGGCCACGUGGAGCCUGUUGUGUUCCAAUGCGAUGCACAUGCACAAUACACGCGUAAAAAUUCUAUACGCGCGGUCGACCACUUGAUCGUGCCGAGACCGCCGAGCUCGAUCGAAACUGAAGUUCGAUAGCGCAUCGGUCUACGCCGAGUCAUUCUUGAAUCGCCGAUCCGAGGACGAGAGCUUAACGAGUCGUACGGCUCUGAGGAUCUGAAGAUCACGGUUCGGGGAACGAGCGCGACUCGUUAAGAUCCAUCGAUCGCCGCUCGAUCGUUUUAUUCCAGGCGGACGCGCAACCGAGAGUUCGUGUCGCGCGAGACGAGACGUGUAUCAUAUGCGAGGAGAUUGAUCGUACUAUAAGCAACGUAGGACGCAGCUAUAUAAAUAUAUACAUAUACAGAUAUAUAUAUAUAUAAAUAAAAAAAAAUAUAUAUAUACAUAAAUUAUAUAUAUAUUCUAAACGGUCGAAUUAUUUUCUAAAUAAAAACACCAAUGUACAGAGGCACGACGGAGACGGUAUAGUUGAGCUAGUGUGUCAACGCGUCCUCGACUAUCUUUAACUUUAAGAGAAUCUAGAUCGUCGUCGAGUUUCCGGAUACCUGUCUACCAAAAAGUGAUUAGGAGAGAAAGAUAAAAAGAGAGAGAGUGAGAGAGCGAGAGAAAGAGAAACGAUUGGUAAGCGGGUAUCCGUGUGUGCGAUUGAUCCCUCGAUCGACGAGAGAUCAAUCGGGGAUGGAGAAACUAUCAAAACGUUAUCUGAUAUCGUGGCGCGAGUUAGCGAUGUAAGGACGGUCGUUUCUUUUUCUUCUUUUUUUUAAAUUUCUGGUCGAUAUGUAAGUUAAGGGUAAGACCGCGUUAGGGAUUUAACCUUAAGAAGGUUUACGCUGUUAUUAGGGAACCGCGCAGGUUUCUAAAACGCGGAUAUCGUCCGUUCCCCUCGUUUCAACGGAUGAGUGUCUUUCAGAUCGUGAGGUCACGUCGAUCUCCAAGUGGAUAUCUCUAAGGGAAUUCUCGCGAUAAUAGCGUGCAAUGCGAACGCGCGGUUAUACUUGAAGAUUGAUCUGAAAUGUGGCAUUCUAGAAACUGAAAUCCUCUUCGUUGAUGACGCUAUCGUUACCAAAAAACGUUUAUUUCGCUCGGAUAAUAAAUAACUAAUAGACGACUAAUGAAUAGUAAUUAUUAAUUUAUUAUUAAUAAACGAGUAACAAUUCUUUUUACAAUUUUCCGAAUUUCGAUUCGAAUUUCUGAAGUUUGUUCUUCGAAGUACACGUCGUCGCGUCCGUCAAUCGCGAUCACCUCACGUAUCCCACGAGAAGAAAUCGAGAACGGCGACGUGAUCCGUUUCACCGACAUCGGGGUUUUGAAUCCUCGCGAGAAAGGCAACAUCUCCCCGCGGCUCUCGCCGCAGCAGGCCGAAUUCCAACCGGUCUGCACGCCACCGAAAUACUGCCGUUUAAUCCCCCACUGAAUCGCGGUGUCGGUGGUACCCGCCACGUGGGUAAUUUUCCGGUCACUUUUACUUUCAAUAUCACACAAGGGAAGGUAAUUCCCGCGGCGAUGCCGGCGGCGGCGCAUCGAAAAUCCCGCGGCCCUGAUAAAUCGCGGCUGCAUUAAAAUGCACGGGGCGCGGCUGAGUUUAAGUUAGUUCGCCGACCGACGUAAUGGCCGCGGUAGAGAGUGCGGGAAAGCAAAGUGAGGAGGAAAAAGAGAGAGAGAACGGGUGAGAGGCGAGGUAUAUGGCGAAGAUGUACUUUACGGAACGAGAUUAUUUUUCCGCCCGAGUGUACCCAGUGGAAUUCCACGGUCACCCGGCCUGAGAAAGGUGACUGCACCUUGAAUCGACUCUGGCGGCGGUGGUGGCGGCGGCGCGAUGCAAGCCGCUCGUUUGCUCGAAUCGCUCGCUCGCUGCUGGGCGUGGAGAGAGUGGCGGAAUUUCAGCUCCGGUAGAAUCUGCAACGGGUUCUCGAGGAUUAGGCUUCGAGGCGUUAACUUUGCGACGCAGCAGAAAUCGGACGAAAAUUGAGAACGGUUUUAAUAUUUGCAGAAGAAGGCGUGUGUUGAUUUGCACUGUCGGGCUAUCUCGCGUAAUGUCGUGAUUAUUUCCGGCGCGAUCGCUUCUCUUUCGGUCUACCUUCAGUCUCGAUAAUGAUUCGCGGAAUUGAUAUGCUCGGUAAAUUCACGAAAUUAUACUUUAAACGUGGAGCAAUGUGUGCUAAGCGUUAAAUAAGUCUUUGAAAAAAAAAAAAAAAAAAAUAUCGUGGACAGUAACGAUAGCGAAUAUCGAGCGUGAUUUAUCGCAGGUAAAUUACGGAUGCAUCGAAUGGCGAAGAAGGGAGUUACGGCGGGAGUGAAAGUUACUAUCGAUAAUGGAGUAACGUCGUCGUACGGCGCUGCCGCCGUAGGAAGAUAUAUUGCGGCUCCAUUUUUAGGUAUAACCGCAUAGAAUUCUCUUUUCUCUAUCGUGAGAUGCGUCUGCACAUGUCUCAAGGACACUCAUCCUCGCUCGUAAAACUCUUUCCACUCCGUUGACGCCGAUUUGGCAUCGGGAAUUUUAUUAUUUGAUACGCGACGCGAAUUUGUCGGAUAGAAGCGAGAUUUACGGCGUUCAACUGCGUUCCGAGGUAGGAUUAAGCGUGUACAUUGUCACUUAUCGCAAUUAAAUAGAUUGAAUCGCGAAGGGAGAGCGAAAGGUAUCCCUGUAACGAGUUUUAACUGCCCCAGUAUCGACAUCCGCAACGCAACCUUUAAGCAAUCGCUGAGAAAAUAUCGUAUCGAGGUCUCAAUGAAUCGAAGUGUACGACGAUGAUUUUUCCAAAUAGUUUCGAUGGUUUCGUAAGCAUUUCGUGCUGCAAAGAAAGCGAGCGGCUCAAAUUAUGUGUUCACAAUAACCAACCCUGGUGUUCAGAAAAUAUCGUUUUUCGAGCGAACGGCUCUUGGAAGUAUGUAAGUUCGAUGCAAAAUCAAACCGCGUAAUCUACGCUUUUCGAUAACGUGAAAGUCCACGUCAUUGAAAAACGUCGAUUUCGAAAAAAGAUUCAGACCAUUAUUUCCGCUCAACUUUUGACUGUCACGAAGAAGAGCCGAGCACUUUUUGCACGUUACGAUACGAUUUCUAUAUUUUGUACCAUACAAUUUUCGAUAUUUUACGGUGCACGUCUCGACGUACCAUAAAACCGGUGUUAAAGACUGCUUUAAAAUUCGCGAGAGUUCGCGCUACGCUCGUUUUACAGAAUAGGUUUUGCGGAAUAAAAAGAGAUGGCGGCAAAAAAGGUAAACUUCUACUCUAACAUAAGCAUAACUUUUCUUGAAAAUGCGAUUACGUUUAUAUACACGGGCAGAAAUAUUAUAUUUGUAUACAUAAAGGAUUGCAAUAUCGCUACGCUGCAUCGUGCAUCUGAGGAUGCGCGUAAUGCACGUUCGGUGACGCGAGCUCUCGUGAAUUGAUGCACCAAAGACGAGACGACGGCCGAAGCAGCGUUUCCGGCAGCUCCAACGUCGAAACAUCGACGGAGAGAACUUGCAUAGGGACGUAUCUAAUUUCGUAAGUUCGAGAACCAACCGAAAUAUCCGGGAAAACUUUGCUUCCGGGGAAUUUUCGCUCGGCGUCUUUAUCUUCGUCGAACUUUGCAAAUCGAAGGAGCUUCGCGCGACGCACGCGACGUAACGCUCGCGCAGUCUCGUACAAGGCUCUCCCGAACGAUAAUCUCAUUUCUUCUGAAAUGCUUAUUUCGCACUGCUCAUUUCACGCGAGAGACCUUUUUGUAUCUUCUUAUUUGCGACACGAGAUACGAUCUCCUUCGUCGAGACACGACGAUACGAAAAAGCGUAUUGUGCGCGUCUUCCGCGAGACGCGACACGUUUGUUUUUCCAUGUACCGUCAUUUUAAUGAAAUAUUGUUCUCUCUCACAUUUCUUAAGGAUGUAUGUAUUGCAUCUCAAAGCAUUACCAAAUGUAAAAUCUAAAAUGUAAUUUGAUAGAGUGUUCUAUUAUUGCAUUGUUAAAUCUCAUCUGUAAAAUUUAAACGCAAUUCUCUUGAUUUAUUUAAUUUUCUGUUUCCUUGUGAUUGGUAUCAUAAAAUCGCAUUUUGCAGUACUCAUUUGUAAAUUUAAUGAGGAAGUAGCAUUACUAAUUAAAUCAAGUUUCUUAUAUAUCUUAUAUAUUUUUCUUGACGAAAUUGUACAAAAUUCUUCACACAAGCAAAUUGUUUAACUCUAUGUACAAUCUCAUUCCAAUAUUUCGAAAAUAAAGAUUGACAUUUGUGCACAGGAAAAAAGGAACGUUCUUGUUUCUCAUAACAAGAAUGUUCCUUUUUCCCGUGCUCAGAUGUCAAAUAUUGGCACGACGAUGAAAGAGCAUUCGGAGAAAAAUGAUUGAAAAAAUAUAUAAUAUAUUUCAUGGAAAUUCUCAUUAAAGUGACGAUAGCGUUCAUUUUUGUGUACUUAUACCUUCGUGUAUUUUAUGCGUAUUUUAUGCGUAAGUUACGACACGCGUAUUCCAUUUAAUUCCUACCAAAUUCGUAUUGCGAUAUCGCCGAGAGUCGUUAACAGCGUGGACAGUGUGCAAGCGGCGCCUAAGUUUAGAAUCAUUGGAUAUAUUUUCUCACCCGUACAAUCGGUCUGGGGCUUUCCCCGUGAUUUGCGAUCCCGGUUAACUCUUAACUGUACCGAGGCGAGCCAUCGGAUAAAUCUUAAGUAGCGUAUUUGUAAUUAAAAUGCAUUGUAAAUGUGUCGGGGUUCAAGUAUCAUAGGUAGUUCCGAGCGGAAAAGAGAGAAAGAGAGUAUUAAAAGGCCGUCGCGUUAGGAGCGGGACGGCAAAAAGUGUAUAUUUUACGAUAUGACCGUCAUACUAAAAAUCACUAAUGUAACGUUAUCGUAUCGCUAGUCAGUUGACGCGUUUCCAAAAAAAAGAAAAAAAAAUAGCGGAAAGAAGAAGAGAAAAGGGAAGAAGCGAAGCGUAAAAAGCGAGGAGCGUUCGAAACGAUCGAGUAAAAUUAAUCGAGAUAUUAAAUUAUAUUGUACAAAAUUGAGCGCCGGUAGUUCUUAAGGCCUAUUAUAUCGUUUUUCUCCAUUUCGUAUCGACUGCGUGUGACGAUACGCGCAAUGUUAAAGUGAUACGUACGAGCGAGACGUGUGAGAAAAUGUUUUAUAAGGGAUAUAAGCUCAAUAUUAAGUACGAUUGAAUCUCACGAAGAGGCGUCCGUUCGCACUCCCCCGUAAAAAUAUAUCGAACAGAGAUAUUGAAACAUCCCCGAUAAACACACGAAAUAAAAAUAAAAAUCUCGAAGUAAUCGGAGAUGCGGACGCAGAACCAUUCGUACGUUCCGUCUUUCAGUAUCUAACAUUCCUUGCGAAAAUAUUGUCUUGUUGCGUAACGUGUCUAUUCUACUUAUAAUAUCACGUAUAUGUUUUCAUCCAUUCCUUAAUGUCUCGCUCGUAUAUUUCAUUGUGUGACCCUAAUCGGCGGCGCGCCCGCGUCAAAGGGCGUGCGCGCGCGCGCGUCACCACUCUCGUCUCAUAUCUCGUCAUAACACACGACUCAUCCGAGUUCCUUCUGCCGUUCGAGAGAUAAGCUCGAGUUCUGCCAUUCGACCGCGAGCUCGCGACGACGCCGUUAUCGGGCGGCGACAGGGUGUCGAUUGACGAAUUCCGCGUACUUAGCGGCGCGCAAUGCAAUCUCUACUCGCCGGAGGUGCCGGGAUGUGCAAGCACCUGGUCCUUAUCGGCGCCACUCGAUAAACUUAGUAUCAAUGCGCGCUCUGUGCCAUUGUGAUCGCGAUGCCGGACGUAGGCAUGCAUAUGAUAAACGGGCAACUUACGCCGUGAAAAGGCAAGCGUAUAACGGUCGAUCCUCCGCGCGUAACGCGCGUCCGGCGCGACCUUUAUUUAUCUUUAGAGAAAUCGAAAAUUCUCUUCGUGAUAUUUUAAUUUUAAUUUUAUUUUUUUACGCGACUGUGUGAUCGUUAACGACGAUCUCUCGCGAAUUUUCUGGAUGAUGAACCCGCAUCGGUCCUGCAUCUCGCGCACGUGCGUUCCAUUUUGAAAGAAUGUAAAAAUUACGGAGAUACGGACGUGUUAUAGCUUUUUUUUUCCUGCUAAGUACUCGAUUCUUUUGAAUGUACGCAUUCGAUCUAGGAGGAAAGUAAUUUCGCCCACGGUGGUUUCGCGAACGAAUGAAUUUCAAAUGAAUUUCCCUUCGUUGAUAAUGCCCCAUGUAUCGAAUUUAAACGACCUAAUCUUAUAUUGUGAUAUAUUACAUAUAAUAUAUAGUACUUGAUUCUCGCACUUGGGUCUGACUCAAGUGGAAUCGUGAAUCUCGUCGGAUAAAUCGGGCGGUAUUAUAUGCACAUUCCAUGAGAGAUCGUAUAUCAUUAGGGUGAUACUUCGCGCUUCUCCAGGAUGGCGGAACUUAAAGCUUUUUCUAUCGAUCGAUCUAUCUUUAGGCGAUUGUGUAUAAAUUUUUUGAUCUCGUCUCCACGCACUUUAGAUUCGGAGAAUAGAUCAAUAGAGGAUCCGUUCCGAGUCGAGAUUUGAUCGGCGGACAAGCCGGCACACGUACACGUACACACACAUACCUACACACAUGCACACACUACACUGUACAUUCGUGUAAAGCAUAGCGAAGCCUUAUUGAGAAAGCAAUAUUCAUCCUUAAACCGCUUAAAGUAUUUUCAAGCUGCUAAUCUAUCGAGCAAUUUCUUCCUACGCUAGAUAAAAGGGAAGAAGAAGAGAACGUCUCCUUCGAGGCGAAAACGGGAAGGACUCGACGAUCGCGGGGCUCGGUUUCGCGAUCGGCGGUGGUCCGAACUCGCGCGAGAGGACUGUGAAGCUGCGAGCCACGGGAUAACGCGUGCGAUUAUCGCGGACGACGGCAACGGUGGUGCGUCGAGCUGUGAAAAACACCGCUUUUCGCGCAUUUUUCGAAAUGAUUAUGUCGCCCGCGAGAGUCUACGGAAGAACGACCGUGCUAUCGACCGAAACGAAUUAUGGCGGGAAAAAAAAACAAAGAGAGCGCGCGCAACUUUCCGAAACGGCGUUAGAAUGGGAUUGGGAGGACAAGUUUAAUUAUCGAACUCCACCGCGGCCGCGUAAACACGCGCGAAAUUUUGUUCGCGCGUAAAAAGCAUUGAAAAAGUUCGAAAACGACCGCGCGUUGACCUAAGGCACGCUCUGAAGUACAUCCCACUGCAAAAAAUAAGAUGGGAACGGGCAAAAAACCGCGAGCCAAGUGAAAACUAAAUUAGACUCCUAAGUCGCCGCCGAGUGGUGGACGUAUACCUGUGUGGAAAUAUCAGCGGGAAAUGCUUGAAAGAAAAUCCAGGAGAGCCCUUUCUUUCUUCAGAGCACGCUCCUUUCCUUCCUUCCUUUUCGACGCGAUAGCGGCGAUCGGAAUUCGUGGGAGUUUUUCCGCGAUAAACCCCCGACGCGCGCUCUCCCAAACGCGAUCCUACCGUAACGUUUAUUAAUCGAUAACCGCUCUCUCGCGUCCGAGGCCGGCAAUUCCGGCCGCAAAUUGGCGCAGCGGGACAUUCUCUCUCUCUUUUUUUAAAUACAUUAUUAAACGGCCGCAUCGCGUUUCGGAGGAGGAUGGCCAGCAGCGUAAUCUCCGGAUCGGCGGAGGGUGAUUAUCAUUUCCGCGCGCCACGUAUCACACCAAUUGUCUCGCGUACUAAUCGCGACGGUCGUCGAUGUCGUUACACCGUGGGUACAAGUGGCACAGCUUCCUCGCGAUUUCCCCCCGCUGUAAAUACAUCCCUCCCUCUCUCUCCCCCCGAAUUGCCCCUCCCCCCCUCUACUCCGAGGGUGGUAGUAGACGGUCCGCAUUUUCGCCGCGCGUUGCCCGACGCGAAAGUCGCGAUCUUAAUAAGAGAAAUUCUUUUUAUCCAAAUUUAAUUCCUCCCCGGUUUAAUUCUCAUUUCGUCGAACUUGAACCGAAAUCCCAUCUCUCGGAACCGUAUGCGUCGAGUGGUGAACACGUUAAUCGUCAAACAAUGAAAAUUUCAUUUUUUUUGUUUUUCGAUUUCUAUCUCAAGACGCGAGCAAUAAUUAUCAGAUAGAGAUAACUCGAGAUCAAUUCAAAUACAGAACGCGCGCGGGGAUGAUGCGGAGCGACACGCACACGCACACACACAAAACCACGCGUUUAACGAAAUUCCCAUUUGUCGCCUAUACUCGAUUUUCUCUUCACUUAACUGAGAAUCCUUCAUUAAGGUGUGUACCAUAAAGGCGAGUAAGGCGCGGACGUGUCACGUCCCGCCGAUCUCGCGGCCUUCUUUUCGUCCGCUUUCCGGUGGAGGAGGAGCCGAUCCGGUCGCGAUCGGCCUGUGUAAAUAUUAUUCGUCGCAUUUGUGCACGGCGAGCACGAGGGAAAAAAAGAAGGCGAGCGGGAGAGGCGCGUGGCGCUCGUGUUUUUCGGCUAGUAAAAGACAAGCGAGCGUACUCCGACUCUUCGAACCGAGCGAGAAGAGGGCUGUUCUCUUUCGAGGAAAAGUGGGAGUCCCCGGGCCAUAACAUAGGUCAUUAAUAAUAACAUAAUAAUAAUAGUAAUAAUAUUAAUAGGGAUAUUUCAGCGUUAUUUUGUACAUAAACAACUUUAUCAACGGAUAUUAAGAAGUCAUCAAUAAAUCUAUAUAUAAAAAAAG